AUGGGUAAUUGUACAUCAAAUAAAAAGCCUGAGAAAGGAUCUUCAGUCGGGAGGCGCAAGUACAGUGUUUAUUUCCCUUCAAAAUACAAAGGAGUUUAAAAAUAUUCUGAAAAAGAGUGUAAAGCAAAUGGACUCAAUUUUGAAGACAUAUAAGCUAUUUUUAACAAAUAACAAGAAGCAAUUCCAUAAACAACAUGCGAAAACAAUAACGAAUAAGAAUCUACCCACAUUAAGGAUGGGAGAAGUAGUAUACUGAAUCCUCAAAAGCUUAGAACCCACUAUACAGCAAAGCUUAAAAGGGGGGACAGUGAUGAAGAUUAUGCCAUUAACAAAGAUACCUUCAAAAAUUUUGACUUUAAUUGA
Tetrahymena thermophila SB210 is the source of this 363-nucleotide messenger RNA. RefSeq lists its product as hypothetical. NCBI's taxonomy places the organism in Eukaryota, Ciliophora, Oligohymenophorea, Hymenostomatida, Tetrahymenidae. The transcript has a single exon. The record is from RefSeq and is a predicted model, not a curated record.